GCUUCUUUUUGCCUGCACAGAGGUCGGAAGUGGUGAGGGCGGGGCCGGCGGUGAGUAGCAAAGUCGGAAGACCUGCUAAGAUGCUGCUGGAUUUGUCCGAGGAGCACAAGGAGCACCUGGCCUUCCUGCCGCAAGUGGACACGGCGGUGGUCGCCGAGUUCGGGAGGAUCGCGGUGGAGUUCCUCCGACGGGGAUCUAACCCGAAGAUCUACGAAGGCGCUGCCAGAAAACUCAAUGUGAGUAGUGAUACUAUCCAGCAUGGUGUGGAAGGACUAACAUAUCUCCUCACUGAGAGCUCAAAGCUCAUGAUUUCUGAAUUGGAUUUCCAAGACUCUGUUUUUGUUCUGGGAUUCUCUGAGGAACUGAACAAAUUAUUGCUUCAGCUCUACCUGGACAACAGAAAGGAGAUCAGAACUAUUCUGAAUGAGUUAGCACCCCGUCUUCCCAGUUACCAUAGUCUUGAGUGGCGGCUAGAUGUACAGCUUGCAAGCAGAAGUCUCCGGCAACAAAUUAAACCAUCAGUGACUCUCAAGCUGCACCUCGAUCAGAAUGGCGACCACAGCACUCAUAUUUUGCAGACAGACCCAGCUACCCUGCUUCAUUUGGCUCAGCAGCUGGAGCAGGCCUUGGAGGAAAUGAAAACCAACCACUGCAGGAGAGUCGUCCGCAGCAUCAAGUAGCUCUGAAGCUCACCUCCAGUUGGCAGCACAGAACUGGCCGUGGUGCAUCUGGGUUUCAUGGCGUUUCUUUCCUGCUCAGGAUGUUGAACCCUUGAUCAGGAGCUGAACUACAGUUCCUUUUUGGUGCCUAGUACAGUCAGCUUCCUGACAGGUUGAAAGCAUUUUUUAUUUUACGUGGGUAAAUAGGAUGGACCAACUAAAAUGAAUCAGUACUGUUCCUGAUUUCUGUGUAUAUGUGACUCUUAUGACUUGGGUAUUUUUUCAUCUACUUUAUUUCCUUUGACCUUGAUAAAAAUUUGAAAAUAAAAAACUGGAAGUGGUGAAAAGCUAUAAAUUCUCAAAACCUGCCCCAAUGACAUAUUUCCUCCAUCAAAGUUCACAGCAUCUCCAAACACUGCCAGCUAGGGGCCAAAUGUUCAAACACAUGAGCCUGUGGGAGACAUUCUACCAGUAAUGUCUCUGUUUUCUGAUUUGAGUUUGUCACUUUUCUCUUUUCUAUUUUUUUUUUUUAAUUCAAUGAACAUUUGAAUUCCUUUAAGAUACAACUUAGGAUGAGCAUGCCUUCCACAGUUACUACACGAUUUUGCAUAGUUUCGUUAUUGAUUUGCUUAUUUGAAUAUGUAAGCCUUUCCUUGCUAAUAUCAACUACUCAGUCAGUUUUUAGGAGGACAAAUAUAAUCUGAUAAGACAACCAAUACCCAUGCAUUCGAAACUUCAGACUGAUAUUUAAAACAACUUCUUCAUAUCUUUGCCAUGGUUUUUCUCAGACAUUUUUUGUCAACAUGUUUAAGCCAGAAAUAAUCAUACAUGUUUCAUAAUUUGACCACAUCCACCUCCUUUUUUUAAAUAUAAACCAGUCUGUAGUUCAGGCAUUAUUUUAUAAUUUGUAAACCAAAAUUUCUUCGUCAUUAAUGUCUACUUCAGGAUUUCUCCCAAGAAAACUGUUCCUGUUCACAUCUAA
Mastomys coucha (southern multimammate mouse) is the source of this 1641-nucleotide messenger RNA. RefSeq names its product COMM domain containing 2 (gene Commd2). Bases 81 to 680 code for a protein of 199 amino acids. The transcript is spliced from 5 exons. The record is from RefSeq and is a predicted model, not a curated record. Lineage: Eukaryota; Metazoa; Chordata; Mammalia; Rodentia; Muridae.